AUGUCGCCAGAAGAGACUGAAGAAUCGCUAAUGGAGAGCUCAAGCGUUGCAGAGCUAUUACUGCCAGGCCCGGAUUCAGAAUCUCCCCGAUCAUCUAAGCGGGUUUUGGUCCGGCUCUACAUCUCGCACUUUUUAUCAACAUGGAACUCGCGCAUGUUUGAAUUCGGAGCUGUGCUGUUUCUGGCGUCUAUAUUUAAAGGGACGCUGCUGUAUGCCUCCGUUUAUGCGCUAGUUCGUUCGCUGGCUGCCGUGGUGUGCUCGUCCUGGUUGGGAUCGGUAGUGGAUCGGGCGAGUCGAUUAGGUGCUGUUCGACAAUCUAUUGUUUGGCAAAGAGUGCCCGUUGCUGCAUCAUGUGCAUGCUUUGUGGUCCUUCUGGAUACGGUGACAACGCCCACAAUCGUGUCUCAUGGCUUGUUCGUUGGAGUCGCCUUGCUGGCCUGCGUGGAGAAAUUGGCUGCCAUGGCUAAUACCGUUUCUGUCGAGCGUGACUGGGCCGUCGUGAUAUCAGAUAGUCUGGAGGUAUCGAGACAAGAUUUGAAUGCAUAUAUGAGGCGCAUAGAUCUCUUUUGCAAAUUGCUGGCACCGGUGUUUAUCUCCCUCUUGGAUGGACUGUCAACGAAGGCUGCUAUUUGGACUGUUUUUGGAAUGAAUGCCGUUAGCGUUGUGAUAGAAUAUGGCGCUAUUGCACAGGUAUACAAAGCAGUCCCGAAACUGGCACGGAAUGAGAACGGUGACAAUAUGCUGGAAGAAAGCGAAUCCUCUACACACAGCUUAGUCGGCUACAUCAAACAAACCACAAUUAUUCCAUGGCGAGAAUAUACCUCUCAUUCCGUAUUCCUCGCCUCAUUUUCCCUGAGCCUACUCUACCUAACCGUGCUCUCGUUUGGCGCAACCAUGGUCACUUAUUUGCUCCACACCGGCUUCAGUCCUCUCGAGGUUAGCGGUAUGCGAAUUGGCUCUGUGGUUGCAGAGCUUUCCGGUACUUGGGCAGCUCCAUUUAUCAUGGACCGAAUCGGACCCAUUAGAUCCGGCUUGUGGUUCCUCAACUGGCAAUCUUGUUGCUUGGCCGCUGCCGCGGCGGGUUAUAUCUUUCUCGAUGCCAGCUCCCGGAUGGUAGCAGUUACUUUGAUUGUUGGCGUUUCUUUGAGCCGAAUCGGCCUCUGGGGCUUUGAUCUUGCGGUUCAAUUUAUGGUUCAGGAGGGCAUUGAGGAACAUGCCCGUGCUCGAUUCUCUUCUACUGAGAUGGCACUGCAGAACGUUUUCGAGCUCCUGUCCUUUGCGACGACCAUUAUCUUUCCUCGACCGGAGCAGUUCAAGUAUCCGGUGUUAAUCAGUUAUGGUGCUAUUGUGCUGGCUGUCAUCUGCUUCGCCGGAUAUGUUCGAAAGGAGCGAGGGCAUCUGCUGCACCUGUCGAAGUUAUGCUACGGGGGUGAUAAGAUGCAGAGGUUGAACAAUUCUUUAAAUUUACGGCAUAGCUAG
Messenger RNA from Aspergillus chevalieri, 1479 nucleotides. Its product is annotated as putative iron-regulated transporter. Gene Ontology annotation, molecular function: iron ion transmembrane transporter activity. Bases 1 to 1479 code for a protein of 492 amino acids. The transcript is spliced from 6 exons. Gene Ontology annotation, cellular component: membrane. Lineage: Eukaryota; Fungi; Ascomycota; Eurotiomycetes; Eurotiales; Aspergillaceae. The record is from RefSeq and is a predicted model, not a curated record. Gene Ontology annotation, biological process: iron ion transmembrane transport.